Mercurialis annua (annual mercury) is the source of this 1071-nucleotide messenger RNA. RefSeq names its product GATA transcription factor 5-like. NCBI's taxonomy places the organism in Eukaryota, Viridiplantae, Streptophyta, Magnoliopsida, Malpighiales, Euphorbiaceae. Gene Ontology annotation, biological process: regulation of DNA-templated transcription. Bases 118 to 891 code for a protein of 257 amino acids. The record is from RefSeq and is a predicted model, not a curated record. The transcript is spliced from 3 exons. Gene Ontology annotation, molecular function: sequence-specific DNA binding; zinc ion binding.
AGCAGCAAAAGUGAUAGAAAGGGAAGAAAAAUCUAGGAAAGCAAAAAAGCUACAUUUACAGUCUCUUCAAUUCAAACUUACAUCCUUUCUUUCUGCCGACAGUUUUCCAAUUUGGCUAUGGAUUUUUGCCGGAAUGUGUCAGUUUCCGGUGACCAAGUUCAUGCUAUUAGUCCUCUCGAUGACCUUUUCUCUUCCCAGAAUACGGAAGUUGAUGUAAGUUUGGAAUGGCUAUCAGUAUUUGUCGAAGACUGUUUAUCAAGCUCAGGAAACUGUCUUCUUCCACCACCAAUUACAAAUACAACACAAAAAACCAUUCAAGAACAUAUCAAACCCAAAGAAAAUCAAACCCCAUCUUCUUCCAUGGACAAAUUAUUUGCAAUCCCAGGCAAAGCAAGGAGAAGCAAAAGAAGAAGAGUAUUCAAAAACACACUCAACACCACUAAAAAAAGCCGUUUAUCAAGUUGGUCAAAUAGCCAUAACCAAACCUUUUAUUUUCCAAGUUCAGACCCUCCAAUGCUUCAUCAAGCAUAUUGGUUAGCAGACAGUGAACUGAUUAUGCCCAAAAAAGAAGAAGAAAAAGGCAAGAUGAACAGCUCAAGUUCCAGCAUCACCAGCAAAGAUGAAGAAAUUAGUAGUGAAUGUAAUGAUGGGGAGGUUUCAAUAGUGGGGAAUAAUAAUAGCAGAAGGUGUAGCCAUUGUUUGUCACAGAGGACACCACAGUGGAGAGCAGGGCCAAUGGGACCAAAGACACUGUGUAAUGCAUGUGGAGUGAGGUACAAGUCAGGCAGAUUGUUGCCAGAGUAUAGACCAGCUAAAAGUCCUACUUUUGUCACCUAUCUGCACUCUAAUUCUCACAAGAAAGUUAUGGAAAUGAGAAUGGCUUCUCCUUGAAUUCUUAAGAAUUUGAUAUAGACUUGUUCUUGCAAAUUAGGUAGUUUAGUUUAGUCUUAGUGUAAUAGAAAUCACAUUCCAUAAAAAUUACUCAUCAUCCUUGCUACUUGUUGAGGCUUAGUUAAUUAGUUAGCUUUUUUUUUAUAUAAUGUUAUUAUAAUGGAUUAAAUUUCCUGAUUA